Molecule: messenger RNA, 3036 nt
Organism: Pyricularia grisea
Lineage: Eukaryota; Fungi; Ascomycota; Sordariomycetes; Magnaporthales; Pyriculariaceae
Exons: 2
Coding region: 989-2641 (550 amino acids)
Source: RefSeq, a predicted model, not a curated record
UCUCGAUUUGCUCUCUGCAACAUCGGGCCACGGUUUUUAGGUCUCAAGCUUGAAUUUGUGUGACGACCAUCACCGGAUUGCAUCGGCAUACCCCCCCCCCCAACGGACCCAACCAUAGGCGGGUCUCCUUCCUAUUCAGCAUCUUUGCCUUGCCCGCAAUACCACCUGGGCAAUCUAUCAAGAAUUAUCUGCACAGCUCGGGGAUUCAAUCAACAUCCCCUACCAAUCGGUACCAUCCAGCCCAAGUCAGCGGAGGUUGGAAGUGUCAAAAGAUCAACCAUUUCAGUCAGCUGGCCUGGCCCAGCUCGAGACUCUUUGAAACAUUAAAAGGGAAACAACAAUCCAAUUAAAAACCAUACUAUAACCGAAGUCAAAAGCCGAUGACAGUCUCUGUCAAGUUCUAGGGCUAGCUUCUUCUUCCUACCAGUUCCAGUUUUUACUGCUUUACAUCAACUGUUAUUCACAACAAUCUAUAUUUUGGUACCUUUGAUCCUCCUGAGGGGUUUGCUUGCACGGAAACCUAAUAACGCUAUACAAGAUCGAUUGGACGAGAAAAGAUCUUAACAAUCGCCACACCGUAUCAAAGCGAUCGAUCGCCGUCUCUUUGUACCGGAAAAAACGGUUGCAUUCUUGAGCUCGCCUGUCCUGCACUUUUGGAUACGGGCUUGGCUCGACUCUUUUCCCUUAUCACCCUGGCCCUGGAAGCGGCCCCUGACAUUCCGGUUUACCACGUAGCAUCGCAAAAGCUCGGCACCCUCACCGUGGAGCUAUUCAACCUCCCACCCUCCUCCCAAAUUGGGCCGUCCCCGCACCUGUCAGCCCGCUUGCCCGCAUAUCCAAAGUGGUAUAUAAAUAUUACAGCACCCACCACGCCAUUCGUUCGGGAACCCUUAUUGGGAUUGAUUUUGCUGCAGUCCGUUUCCCACUCCUCUGUCGAAACCAACAUCGACCUUGCGCCCCCGUUGCGCCUUGGCGGCCAGACACGAACAUGUCCGUAUUCGGUCGGUUCAAGAAAGGCCGCCAGGCAGCCAAGGAACACAAGGCCGGGUUAGCCGAGAAGCAAAAGGCCGAGGAGCAAAAGCCGGCCUAUCGUCACGUUCCAACCCAUGCGGCUGUUGACGCCCUGGCCGGGGCACCCUCGAGUUGGAGAGAUGACGACCGCGUCCGCAUCGUCGAGGAGAACCGCAGGCGGAGCGCCAUGACGGCGAGCGGCAUGCUUCACGACACCCCAGUACACGCCCUGGGGCAAAACCCGGUGCACUCGGGAAUGACACGGACAAGCAGCACUCUGUCGCACGUCUCUUAUCCAUCCGUCUAUGCCAACCCCGUUGUGCGCCUGCCGAGGGCUCACAGUUAUAACGGGAGCAUUCAUCCUCCAUGGGGCGAUCGCAGCGGUGAGGUAGUCUACUCGCCUCAAGCAGACGACUAUUUCAACCCAGGUGGAAAUCUGCCAGGUGCAUAUGCUGGCAAAGGAAAGGCCAUCGAGAGAGUCAUGGCAGGCAGCUCAGGUCGGGGCAGCCGAACUAACAGCAAAGCCCCCUCAGUCGUUGGCAGCUCCAGCGACUCCACAAGUUCAGACGAACUUGAGAUGAAAGCCACUCGCCGUCGUCAAGCCGCAUCCGAAUCGCUUUCAACUGGAAACAACCGCAGCAGUCUUACACCAAACACGAGAGAGACAGACUCCACCGCUAGCCUACCCCAGAAGUCGGAGCCACAGCAUGCACAUCGACUACACCCAAGCAAGACCCGAAAACAGGUGGACUCCUCAGCAAAUACUAGAGAUCGGUAUUACCCGCCCAGCGCGAGCCAACGCUUUCGACCAAGCGUCCACAGAUCGUCAAGCUCAUCCACAUCGACUAUUCCCAACAUCCCACCUGUGCCUUCAUUGCCGCCAAUGAGCCUAGCAACACCACCAGUAUCUCAUUCCGCUGCUUCCUCAUCGUCCGGCCGGGCAUCAUCAACCUCUUCAGUUGCGACAUAUACUGGCCCAAGCAGACCAUCUGUGAGAACAGAUGGCGAUAUAGAUUUUUUAACACCAACCACCCCCGUCAACCCCAAUAUCCUCGGUCCUGCGUCACCAGCGAUCCCUCGCCCCUCAUCAAAAGCCUCGGAGUUUGAUUUUAAUUUUUCCACCACAUAUACAAGCUCGGAUUCUGAAUCAUCCCCAAAGCCAAGACUAUUCUCAUUAUCAUCGACGAGGACAUCGGAGGCGACACCAAGCCCCACAGCUAAAUCUGGCUCACAGCAAAGGACUACGACCGAAUACCUUGCUUACAAACCGCCAAGCCCCACAACUACGUCGGGUUCACAGCAACGAAGUACGACUGAGUAUCUUGCUUACAAACCGCCCAGUGUCAGUCGCUUUGAUUUUGAGCAGGAUAUGGAGCCAUCGGGUCUUGCCUACAACCGCGGCAAAGAAGUGACCAACGCGAGCCCCACUCCGAGGGUUCUCCCGGUAGAAUUCGAUGAGGCAGCCUUUUCUCGGCUACCUCUAGAGGUGCCUGCUCCGAAACCUCAACCACCGCCCUUGGCGCCGCAAAAGGUCGGGAAGGGCAAAUUGACAAAGACGCCGCAGGCUGCGAAGCCUCCCAAAAACUCUCGGAGGUGGUCCUUUAGCAAGUCCGGGUCACCUGCAGCUUGACAGCCUCAGUUUAUUUCUUUCGAUGUCCAUAUACAAACUUGUUUAUAUCUGAUAUCUGUAUUGGUGGAUUCUUUGCGGAUUUGCCUAAUCUGAUUAGACGACAGGGAAAUACAUAGGAUAUUUGUGUCUAUUUCUUUCGAUAGGUUCUGAUCGGGGCAUUUUGUGCAGGUGACGCUACUCGUGCCGCAUGUUCUCCUUUGACAGCAGACACUAUGGCGUUAAAAUAGCUGGCUGGUUUUUGUAAGAAGAAUAUGGAAACACAGGAUAUUGAUUGCCCUGAUUCACAUAGGGGAGCUAGAUACCUAGUUGCAUGAAAACAAAAAGGGCUGUUUUCAUCAUCACUUGGAAAAGUUGCACCUUGUAAAAUUUCAAUGUCUUUUGUUUCUUGUCCGCAA